CCCCUCUAAAAGAUCCUCCUUACCCUCUACAAGCAUGUCAGUGAAUAUCACAAUGAAGAUGAGGGUUGUUCUGCUGCUGAUGUUUCUUGGCUAUUUGAGCGUAACACAUGCUCAGAAUGUCCUGCAGCCCGACAUAAACAUUACCGAUCUCCUCACAGGUCUGGAGAAACUGAAGGACAUGGAGACCAGGCUGCUUGCCACUGAGACUAUGGUGGUGGAACUGAAACAGAUGAACCAAGAUUUACUGGAUGAACUACAGGUUGUGAGAAGCAUGGAGGCCAGAUUAAAAUACACUGAGGACCAGGUGAAAAAACUACAGCGUAACAAUAGUGAAGGUCACACAAAUGCCACACGUGUGGCAUUCUCAGUCUCUCUAUCUGACUCUGGAGUGGCAAUCUUUGGACCCUGGAAUGAUGAUAGGACUGUAUUGUUUAAAAGGAUUCUCACAAAUAUUGGUGAUGCCUACAACCCAAAUACAGGAAUCUUCACUGCCCCAGUGAGUGGAGUUUACUAUUUCAGUUUCACUGCAUUCGCACAUAUGCAGUCUUCUUCAAUUCUCGCUGGCACAGCCCUGUACAAGAACGGAAAGCUUGUGGUGUCUGUGCAUGAAUUACACCAGGGUGAGGACAAUCACGAGUACGCAUCCAAUUCAGCAGUGCUAGAGCUGAAGGCAAAAGACACUGUCUACAUUCACCUGGAAGAAGGCCGCAUGGUCUAUGAUGAUUAUAAGGGUCGCACCACUUUUGCUGGGUUCCUGCUGUGAACAAUGCCAAGACAGCUCUGAAUAGCCUACUGCACUGGAGACAUCAGUUGUCUUGUCUAAGGAAUACCUGUUUAUUGUGUGAUCAUUAUAGAUGAUUUGUUUCUACAAUAUACUUCCAGAUUCCAUUGUAUGCUUCCUACUAUCAACUGUUAUUUUAUCUAGCAAAAUGCCUUGAGUGUCUUGAGUUGGCUGAAUAAAAUGCCUGUGAUUCUACACACAGAAUGCAACAAGCAGUCCUUUGGCUUACCACAUGAGCUUUGCCCUAAUCAAAUACUAGGCCUAUUUUAUAGCCAACUGCAUUAAGCUUUCAGGACUUACCAGUCUUACAACAGUUGAGGCUGUGAUUUGUUUACCCUUUGCCAUCUAGUGGACAAUUAUCUUAUAAACCUAUUGGCCCUUGUAUCCUACAGUAGGCCUAAUGACAGGCAAAGAUAAGGGUCUUUAGUAUACAUUUCCAAUUGAUUAGUAACCUGACUCUCGCCAGAUCAGCCAAAUGCCUCUGGCGGAACUACAAGGAUCUGGCGAGAAUCAGGUUAGUUGAUUAGUACCUUUAACAGCAAUUAUCAAUUGAACUGUAUCUGCAUUUUCAACCAAGUAGGCCUAGUAGUUAUAGUCAUUAACUUUGAUAAGUUGAAGAUAGAUAGGGAAAUGCUUUUGUUACAAUUUGUGUACAGGUGCCAAUAAUUGUGGGCAAUGUGAUUUGGUAAAAAAAAUAUUUACUUCUUUAUGAUAUUUUCUCUCAUAAUAAAUUUGCUUCCCUUCAA
Molecule: messenger RNA, 1527 nt
Organism: Sardina pilchardus (European sardine)
Lineage: Eukaryota; Metazoa; Chordata; Actinopteri; Clupeiformes; Clupeidae
Product: complement C1q-like protein 2
Exons: 4
Coding region: 35-763 (242 amino acids)
Molecular function (GO): protein binding
Source: RefSeq, a predicted model, not a curated record